Molecule: messenger RNA, 4732 nt
Organism: Porites evermanni
Lineage: Eukaryota; Metazoa; Cnidaria; Anthozoa; Scleractinia; Poritidae
Source: the annotation of a GenBank genome assembly
GCUCCUGAGGAUGUCACUAUUCACAACUAUCCAGUAAGUUGACAAAAGUUCCAUAAUUUAUCAUGUAUGUUAUUUAUUAGGAAGCAAGGGUGGCACAGUGGUAAGAGGACUUGACUUCCACCAUUGUGGCGGGCUGGUCAAAUCCCAGCAUUGAACCCAAGUGUGAGUUUGUUGUUGGUUCUCUCCUUUGCCCCGAGAGGUUUUCUUUAGGUAUUCCGGUUUUCCCCGUUCCUAAAAAAUUCCAAAUUCCAAUUUGACCAGGAAUCAGGUGGAUGGAGAACCACAGAGUGGGUGUGCUACCUCUUUAAAUCUAUUAUUUAUUAUUAUCAUUUUUUUUUUUUUUUACUUUUUUUUAUAAGACAUUUCUUAACAAACAUAUUGCUCUUGAUACUGAUGUAUUUUAUCUCUCUCAUUAUGUUUUCUGUUAUAAGGCAGUUCCUGAAUUCCAAGAAAAAGAGAAGGUACUGGCCUGGUAGAUCAAUGCCAAUUAGCAGUCUAUAAAGAGCUGCUUUAGUCUAGUUUUGAAUAGUACAAAAGGGUUUUAGUUGGAUGUUGUAGAGAAAAUGUAUGUUGAAUAUUGCAAGGUUUUUUAAAAGAUAAUAGUUGACAGUAUUGUGUGACUACCCAUGAGUACAUUUUUUAAAGAAUUUAUUAUUGUGUUAAAUAUAAUUAUAGCAGCUAUUGGAUGAGAUUCAUGAGUAUGAUCUGAACAAUAAAAUUAUACAGCUAAAUCAGUAAUGCCAAUUCUGCAUUUAAUUUGCAGGUGAUAUUAGUUUUUCCAUCUGAGGUGAGUGAAACGUUACAAGAUUUAAAGAUGUAGAUGUAUGAUCUUGUGUCUUACAUGUACAGCUUCAUGCUAGCCUUGGCUACACAUGCCAGUCCACUAUAUUUGGAGGAAAAAAACCAGACUGCUCACAGUCUAUACUAGUUUGGCAGAUUACUGUUUCAAGUGCUUGUUUUGACUGUAAGUCAUUUUUAUCUUGUUGCCACUGGUUCCUGGUUCUUUGAAAAUGAGGAGGGGGCUGAUCUGGAAUGUUUGUAAGCCUGAACACCAAGAACUGCAAAAUGAAAUAGAAGAAGACAAUAUACUUGUAUGUAAUUGACCUUGGUUCCCUCUAUUCAGGGGCAUAGCUACAGGUAAAAUUAAUUUCUUCCAGAGGUAUGCACAGCUUCCAAAUCAACCCUAUUCUGUGUUCCAAGUGUUUCACUUAAGACUUGAUUAAAUUUUUGUUUUGUAUCAGGGAGUGUGGUAAGGCAAUCACCUGGCUGUUGGUCUUAGAAUUAUAGCCUUUUUGCAUGUGGCAAAAUCAGGAAAAAACACCAACACAUUUUGUUAUGAAAAGGUUAUCUACAAGAAGUUAAAAUAGAGAUACAUACUAGGCAACUGCUCUUUUUUUCAGCUAUCCCUUAUUUGCCAUCUGUUUCUUUGCUUUUUAUUUCUCUUUUAAUUUUGGUUAUAAUGCUUCAUGUAUGGCACAUUCAAUAUACAGUGUACUGGCAUACAGCUGGCUAUGUCAUUGCAUUUUGAAUACACUCAGCCAGUGCAACCAAGCUCUCCAUUUCAAAUGGCAAGGAAAGCAAGGAGUGCAAGAAUGACACAAACAAGUGGCAAAGCCACAAGGCCUAGGGCGAAGCAUGCUAACUUUUCAUGAUAUCCCCCAAAUGGGGAGCUUGCUCACAGGCGAGAGUACAGGUACACUAAAAUUAAUAAAAGUAAAAUAAAUCUAUUUUUGUGUAAAAUUAUGAUACAGAAGUUGCAGGUUUUUUAAUCACACAAUCUGCUGGUGUCUCAGGAUGCUUUCUCCCUCAAAAUGAUUGGUCAAGACCUUGACCAACAGGCAAAAGAGCUGUCAGAUGCUAACAAAACUGCGCUGUUUGAAAGAGUUGUUUUUAUCGACAGUACAUGGCAACAGUGUCACCAAAUAAUAACUGUAAGUAAGUUGUAACUACUGUGUGUUGUUGUAAGUAGUGCAGUGAAGUCCUGCCAUUAUAAUAUUAAUACAUCCAUAAAUGAUCAGUUAAGCACUGGGCCACUUAUUUCAUUUUCCCUGUUAAAGGUGUGGCGCCUAAUCGAGAGCGGUGUGUAUUUCAACUAUGGGUAAAACACUGAGAGGAAUAUAGAGAGAAGUGAGUGAGGCAUGUACUAGGUAAACGCAAUUCAAUACAAAAUUAUUUCGAAUGAAACACAGUUGUUAUCCUAAAAGUGGUUCUCAGUCUCCAUGAAAUUAUUGCUGCUCAAAUAAAAGAGCUAACAUGAACACAGUUUCUCAGUCUCUCUGAAGGUUAAAUCAUUUUCCAAUUGUUUUUACCUCUUGUAAGCGACCACUUGACGCAUUCUCUGACCUCUAUGUUCGCAGUGUGCACUAUGCUAAGUACUUAGAACAUACGAAUAACUAACUUUUGUGACAACAUGGAACUACAAAUAGCGUAACUUAGAAAUUGCAUGCAAAAAAUUUUCUUCCAUUAAGUAGAUGUGCCCGGACCUCUUCUAGGAAAAGGCCCCCUGUGGUUCGAUUAUUGUAAGUGACCACCUCCCGUAAGCGACCACUCAGUCUUUGCACUUCCAGAGGUCUCUCACAGCAGAGGUCUCUCACAACUUGCCUCGUCGUGAGAGACCUCUGCUAGCAGGGAAUCUUUGCACUUGGGUGGUCACUUACGGGAGGUUCGACUGCAAUUCACUUUGCUAGAACAGCUUUAAAAAACAGCUUUUGGUAUCCCAUGAAUUUAUUAGGAAUUUUAUGCAAUUUUUCUUUCAGUGUUUCUAAUCUGAAAUGUAAAUUUGCCCCAAAAAACUUCACUUGCCUGUUAGACAAUCAUAAAAUCAACUAAUCCUGGCUAUCUGACACAACUUUCUUUGCCACCAUCAAACAAAAUGCAUUUUUCCUUUUCAGGACAAAAAAUUAGAUGGUCUCAGAAGGGUCAAACUUGAAAGUGCUGUGACACAUUUUUGGAGGUAUGCAAUUGUAAAUUGAUGCAGUCUGUAGUGUAUUGAAUUGAUGCCAUUUAUUUUAAUGUUCGAAAUGUGCUGCAGACUAAUAUUUGGAGAUUCAUGGAGUUGUUGACUUCUUUAGGCCCCAAAGGAAUAAACCAGACACUUGCCUAGCAACCAUUGAAGCAAUUUAUUACUUCUUCAAGGAAUAUGAACAACAUAUUUUAAAAAGGUACAUGACCUUUAUUCCCAUUAUUAUAAUUUUUUGCUCUUACUAGUAAUGUUUUCAAUUCUGAGUGCGAUAGAUUUUUUGGAAGAAUAAUGUAUUUACUUGAAAGCAAAUGUAGACACUGACUCAAAAAGGAAGUUCUGCUACUCCAAAGUGUUGUACCUGCAAAAAAGCCUAAGUUAGGACGCAGAUUGUACCAUCCAUCUACACUGCUGUUCCUUGCAGAAAAAAAUUGGCAUUUUGAGAAGAAGAGGCAAAUAUUACAAGACUGUUCCACUUGUAAUAUGACAUGCAGAUUUAGUUCUCAUGUGAGAAUACCAUGCCAAUCCAUUAGUACAACAAAUAAUUAUGAAUACUAGUUUAAGGUACAUAUUAGGUACUGUAAAAACUAGUAUGAUCAGGGGAACCCAACGUCAAUUUUCGGAAAAUAUCUGUUCGGAAGACGAUUUGAGAUCUAGAAUUUUCGGAACAUUUUUUGUAAAAUUUCUUGCUUGCCUACCUCUCCUAGGAUUUUCGAACAUCUAAAAAUUGGUGUAAUUGCCCAUUUUUAACGGAUUUUUACCCUAAAAAGCUCACCUAGAAUUUUCGGGAGCCUUUUUAGUGGCUGAAAUUUUCGAAAAGGUAAGUUUUGAUCCCUUUGAUUUUCGGAUCUCGAGACUUUCAGCUAGGAAAUCCGAACAGAUGAAAAAUUUGUAGGGGAUAAAAAUAUGCCUACAUCUACCGUUUAAAUACUAAAAUACGUUUAACAAAGCUAUGUUUUAAGUGGUUUUGAACUAUAUUCUCGUUGGGUGCCCCUGUAUGAUUAAGUGGACUUCAUUAAAUAGAGUUUAGCAUCAGUCUGUGAAGUCCCAUAUAAUCACUACUCACUGUUAUUAAAACUCCACUGACUACAAAACCAGGAAAUUUACUUCCCAGAGAGGCUGGUUCUGGGCUAUCAUACUUUUUCCUUGGCCAAAAGGAGCUGUUGAUUCGAGGAUAUUAAAAAAGAUAUAAAAUCGCUUCCACCGUACAGCUCUUUGCAAGCUUCACUAUCCUGACAAGAUGACCACCCUGGGUGAAAACUAAGACUUCUAAGGGCCUGUUUACAUACAAGUGGGGGAUCUUAGGUAGGUGAAGAAGGUAACCGGCCUGUCCAUAUAAUCUCUCAUUUUUGUUUGAUCACGUUUACGUGAUAGGUGGGGUGACCGUAUGAGAGAUUAUAUGGACAGAAGGGUUACCUCACCUUCAUGGGGUCCCCCUCCUCAAUGUAAACAGGCCCUAAAUUUUGCAGAAUUAUAAUACAACCUCGUCCCCUGGGCGCUUUUCCCUGGCUUUGGUACCUUUUCCCGCCCCUCCUCCCAAGCCAGGGAAAAGCGCCCUGGGGACGAGGUUGAAUUAUAGUUUUAAUAUUAAAGACCUUCAAUGCCAAGAAUUGUUUCUUUCAUAUAACAAGUGCAAUGCAAUAUAUAAGCUUAUCUACAACAAUCACUGUUCUUAUUGAUUUUCUUAGAGAAUAUGAUGGAAAAUUUGACAAUCUGUUGUAUUUCUUUGCCUUCCAAUACAACUUGAUACAAGAAGAACAACUAAAAAGGCAA